AUGGUUCCAAUGGAAUUUCUGGCUCCUGGGCCUGUAAAUGGUCAUUUAACUGUGGCAGCAUUAGUUCCUGAUUUUGAUCAAUGGGAUAAAGAACAUGUCAAGCAAGUCAUGAAGGGAAGAGAAUUUGAUUUCACAAAAAAUCUGAAGUUUGUAGUCAUUUUGGACUUGUCAAACAAUUCAUUAGUUGGCUUCGUACCUAAGGGUCUAGCUUCUCUCUUUGGCUACAGAAAGGGCAGUGAUUAUAGUCGUAGUCACAAGGCGGCACUGACUUUGGUUACAUGCAAUCUUUUUCUCGGAAAUUCCUCGAUGCGGAAACUUCCUCACGCAUCCUUCAGUCUUCCUUCUACGCAAAAUCUGACUGAUGAAGGCUGCAUAGAAGAAGAGAGGCAGGCUCUUUUGAACUUCAGAGACAGCUUUGAGAAUUGCUCAAGGCAUGUCCUGGCUUGGGAGGGCAAACAAUGCUGCAGAUGGAAAGGAGUCAAAUGUGAUGGCAUCACUGGACAUGUGGUCAAGAUUGAUCUCAGCCCAAAAGUCUAUUCAGUGUAUGAGCUCAGAAAUCUUCCAAACUGCACAGUUUAUGGUUCAUUCAUUAUUAACUACUCGUUGUCAAGUAAAGCAAUGAUCUCAUCCUUGCUAGACUUGAAACAUUUGAACUACUUGGAUUUAAGCUUCAUUGAUUUUCAAUAUAGUCCAAUCCCAUUGUUCCUUGGGUCCAUGAAACAAUUGCAGUACCUUAACCUUUCCAAUUGUAACUUUAUUGGGAGGGUACCUCAUCAUCUAGGAAACCUUACAAACCUGCAGAUUCUUGAUGUCAGCUCAGGCGAUCAUUUUUUCAUUAUUAAUGGCACAUGUUUUCAAUGUCUAUUUGUUGAUGACUUCGCUUGGGUCUCUCGGCUUUCUUCUCUACAAUUCAUUGACAUGAGUGGAGUUUACAUCAUGGACGGCAUCAAUUCCAUGAUGCAGGUAAUUUCCAAUCUCCCCUUGUUAGACGCACACUUUAUGCACUGUGGAAUUGACAGCUUGAGUUUUUCUCAUGGUUCUAUGAAUUUCUCCACACCUCCUUCCAAGGUUCAAGUCUUGAAUCUUCGGGGAAAUAAACUUUCUGGGAGUGUGUCAAAGGCUUUGCAAAACUUGUCUUCCCUUGAAUUCCUUGACGUUUCUGACAACAUGAUUGACGCUAUUCCAUUUUGGCUAGGAGAGUUCAGGUUUCUAAGCAGCAUGAAUCUAGCCCGGAAUAUACUUUCUGGUUUAUUCCCCACUGCAGUUCAGAACAUGUCUUCCCUUAGAUUCCUUGACCUUUCUGACAACAUGAUUGACUCUAUUCCGUUAUGGCUAGGAGAGUUCAGGUCUCUAACUAGUAUGAAUCUAGGCCGGAAUAGACUUUCUGGUUUAUUCCCCAUGGUAAUUCAGAACAUGUCUUCCCUUAGAUUCCUUGACCUUUCAGACAAUAGUCUAACUUCUGCAGUUCCACUGUGGUUGAUCAAGAGAAUUCAUCAUGUCAAUCUUACCCACAAUAAAUUCUCUAAUCUCCAAAGUUCUCAUUAUUCCGUGAAAGAUUGUGAUUUGACAUCACUAUACUUGCCAGAUGACAAAUUUCAAGGAGAAACAGUUGAAAGCUUCAAAAAUAUAGAUAUAUGCAGUAAAAGUGAUUUGCAAGUACUAGACUUGAGUCACAAUGAGUUGAAAGAUGGUAUAGAAAGCUUGUGCCAACUUGAGAAUUUGAUUUACCUGAGCCUAUCUUCAAAUUUGAUCUCCGGUCCCAUCCCAUUGUCCUUUGGAAAUUUGUCAAAAUUAAGAGUACUGAUUCUUGAAAAUAAUCAAUUCAAUGGAACAAUACCAUCAUCCUUGGGGACACUGUCUUAUUUGACGGUAUUUAAUAUUUCAGGCAAUUGCUUGAAUGGUUUCAAACCUGAUAGUUUCUGGAAGCUUAUGAGCUUGAAAACUUUGGAUCUUUCAAAUAACUCCAUGGAAGGCACACUCACGGAAAUUCACCUUCGCAACUUGUCCAGUCUCCUAGAUUUAAGGAUUGGAAUGAACAAGUUAUCUGUAAAGCUUGCACCCAAUUGGCUACCUCCAUUUCAAUUGGCAAAUCUUCAAUUGCGAUCUUGCAAAAUUGAGGCACCGUUUCCUCAAUGGCUUCGAACCCAAAGGAAGUUAGUCAAUUUAGACUUGUCUGAUACUGGCAUUUGGGGACCCUUGCCAGAAUGGUUUCAACAAAAGGAUCUCAGAGUGUUUGAUCUCUCCAAGAACAAAAUUAGCGGACCACUUCCGAGGAAUCUCCAUGACAAGAUACCAAAUUUGAGAAGUUUGGUUUUUGGUCAUAACCUGCUGAACGGUUCCAUUCCAAAAUCUGUGUGUAAAUUGGAGGGCCUUUACGAAUUAGAUCUUUCAAACAAUAAAUUAUCUGGAAGGAUUCCAAACUGUUUGGGUGAUAUUAAUUGGGUCUCACUAAUAGAUCUAUCAUCGAAUGACUUAGAAGGCACCAUUCCUGAAUCAUUUUGUGGUUUUGAUUCCCAUUUAGGAUCUCUCAGCUUGACCAACAAUAGGCUCUAUGGAGAGAUUCCAUUCAACUUUAGUUCUUGUAACUACUUGGAGAUUUUGGAUCUCGGCAAUAAUCAACUAUCUGGUGUUAUAUCUUCAACUAUGGGAGAUGAUCUAUAUUUGUUGAAAAUUCUUAGGCUUCGACAGAACAUGUUAAGGGGUAGCAUCCCUUCCAGCCUAUGUCGACUCUCAUUCUUGCAAAGCUUGGACCUCGCAGGUAACAACUUAACAGGAACAAUUCCUGGUUGCAUUGGAAAUCUUAAAGCAAUGAUUCAAGAGCAGUCAUUAGACCUGGGAUCAAUCGAAGUUGAGGCUCCCGCACCUGCAGAUGGUCCUUCUUUUGCGAUAGCAUUACCUCCUGAAAUUGAAUUUAAUCAUUGGGAUAAAGAACAUGUCAAGCAAGUCAUGAAGGGAAGAGAAUUUGAUUUCACCAGAAAUCUGAAGUUUGUAGUCAAUUUGGACUUAUCAAAUAAUUCACUGAUUGGCUUCAUACCUAAAGCUCUAACUUCUCUCACUAAAUUGGUUAGUUUGAAUUUAUCGCACAAUUGUUUGACAGGAGGAAUCCCUAACAAAAUAGGGAAACUGAACCUGCUAGAAUCAUUGGAUGUCUCAUGGAACCAACUCGCAGGCCCACUUCCAAGUAGCAUGUCUUCUUUGACUUUCUUGAGCCACCUAAAUGUGUCAUACAACAACUUUUCAGGGCCUAUUCCAGAGGGAAACCAGUUCUCCACUCUUGAGGAUUCAUCCAUUUAUGUUGGAAACCAAUAUCUCUGUGGAAAACCUGUGCUUAAAAAAUGUUCCGGCAAUAACACAAAUGAAGCUCCCAGAAGUGUCCAUUUUGAAGACAAGAAUGAGAAAGAAAAGAUUCUGUUUUACUUUGUUGUAGCCCUUGGUUUCAUGACAGGGUUCUGGGGAAUUAUUGCACUCCUUGUGUUCAACAAGAGUUUAAGGUAUGUUUGCUUUAGAUAUAUGGAGAAAAUAGCAGAUGAAUUAUAUGUAGCAGUAGCAAUAAGGGCAGCAAGGCUCAAGAGAAUGGGAUUGACACUCUGGUGA
This is a messenger RNA of Neltuma alba, 3594 nucleotides long. RefSeq names its product receptor-like protein EIX1. NCBI's taxonomy places the organism in Eukaryota, Viridiplantae, Streptophyta, Magnoliopsida, Fabales, Fabaceae. Gene Ontology annotation, molecular function: protein binding. Bases 1 to 3594 code for a protein of 1197 amino acids. The transcript is spliced from 3 exons. The record is from RefSeq and is a predicted model, not a curated record.